Messenger RNA from Gracilinanus agilis (Agile Gracile Mouse Opossum), 1133 nucleotides. RefSeq names its product parkin coregulated like (gene PACRGL). The coding region runs from base 147 to 893 and encodes 248 amino acids. The transcript is spliced from 9 exons. NCBI's taxonomy places the organism in Eukaryota, Metazoa, Chordata, Mammalia, Didelphimorphia, Didelphidae. The record is from RefSeq and is a predicted model, not a curated record.
GACCGAGGGCCCCGGACCAGGCGUCUGUGCCGACCACAGUCUAUAUGAAGGGACGUAGGGAUUCGGGGCCCGGAGCUAUGUGGUAGGACGGCUGCAGCGGAGGCCUGCGCUCCUGAGGGUCAGGAGCCAAAACUAAAAUAGCAAGAAUGCACAAAUCAGAGAGUCAUGGAAGCCUCCAGAUGAGAAACAGAGUGACAGGAAACUAUGAACACAGAAUGUCAUCAGGUUCCCAAGAAAAACAUAGAUCUGUAGCACACCAAAACAAGUUAUUACCUUCCAAGAAUUCUCCAGAUUCUGUAAGGAAACCUCACCCUCGACCAAGUGAUAAGCUUAAUCCUAAAACUAUUGACCCAUUUGGUGAUCAGCCACGAGCUCCAUCUGCUUUUGCUGCUAUUUACUCUAAAGGAGGUAUUCCUUGCAGGUUGGUACAUGGUUCAGUAAAACACAAAUUACAAUGGGAUUGUCUUCCUGAAACUCUUCCAUUUGAUCCUCUUCUUAUUACGUUAGCAGAGGGCCUAAGAGAGACUAAACAUCCAUAUACAUUUGUAUCAAAAGAAGGUUUUAAAGAAUUACUUUUGGUUGAAGGUGCUACUGAAAAAACUGUGCCCCUGUUACCUAGACUGAUUCCAGUGUUGAAGGCAGCUCUGACACAUUCAGAUGGAGAAGUGUUUGAACGGGGAUUGAAUGCUUUAGUACAGUUGAGUGGUGUUGUUGGGCCUUCUCUAAAUGAUCAUCUGAAGCACUUGCUUACAAGUCUUUCGAAGAGGCUAAUGGAUAAGAAAUUCAAAGAGUCAAUCACCAAUGCUUUACAAAAGCUAGAACAACAUGGUGGAAGUGGCAGCCUUAUGAUUAUCAAAGCUAAAAUUCCAACCUAUUGUUCCAUCUGCUCUUAAACCAAAGGAAUGAUAAAAACCAUUUGACUAAGUGGUGAGAGAUGUCAGAAGCUUGUGAUGAACAUCAUAGGAUCCCUUUUGGAUUUGGGUUUCUUUUUUAUCACAACUACUCAUUUGUUAUUUACAUGAUAAAAAUGUAUUCACAAAAUUGAUUCCACUGAAUCAUAGUCAAGGAGCAUUUAUCAGCAUGGGAAAAUGGUUAAAUUAUGGAAAGCUAUUAAAAGCAGUUCUAUAGUACAA